Molecule: messenger RNA, 14796 nt
Organism: Mizuhopecten yessoensis (Yesso scallop)
Lineage: Eukaryota; Metazoa; Mollusca; Bivalvia; Pectinida; Pectinidae
Exons: 38
Coding region: 53-14101 (4682 amino acids)
Biological process (GO): lipid transport
Molecular function (GO): lipid carrier activity
Source: RefSeq, a predicted model, not a curated record
CGCACCGCACAUAUGUAACUAGUCCAUCCCGACAGUGGGAACUGGACUUAUCAUGGAUAUUAACACAGCGGCAGUUUUUAUAGCCAUUGUGGCUGGAAGUUUUGCAGGUCCUGUGUCGCCUAUUUCCGGUGAUUCGUGUGCAAGACAGUGUACAGAAAGCAGCAAGUUUCUGUACCAGCCAGGGACAGUGUAUGAGUUUCGCUAUGAGGGUAAGACGUCUACUGGUAUACAUGGGGCGUCGGAGGACAAUGCCGGUUUGAAGAUAACUUCAAAUGUCUUAAUAGGAGUAAUCUCCAAGUGUGAAUUGACAUUAGAGCUUUCAAAUACAGUUUUAUAUGGAGCUGAUCCUGAUCGAUCAGUUCGACUUCGAAGGCACAGUGAUUCACGGGAAUUUAAAAGAGCAUUACAAAAUAGCCCGUUGCGGUUCUCCUUCCAAGACGGUAUCAUAGAUCAGCUGUGUCCCAGUGAUGAUGAACCGACAUGGGUCCUGAACAUCAAGCGAGGAAUCUUGUCUGCAUUUCAAAAUGGAAUGGAAUCUCUUGACAGCAACCAUGAGGUUUCUGAGACUGAUGUUACGGGAAAAUGCCCCACCACAUAUAAAAUGAUCCAAGACGGAUGGAAGACGAGGACAGUGAAGAAGACCAAGGAUAUAGAUGCGUGCACAGAACGCCAUGGCUUAGACAGUUCAGCUCACUCUAUGCUUUACAGAGUUCCAUCCAGCAUACAGAGUUUACCAUUGUUGAAAAGCACACACGAAUGUAGUCAGGAUUUUAAUGUUCAAGAGAAAAUUUUAAAGCGUAGCAUCUGUCAUGAGAUACAUUUGUUCCGCCCAUUUUCCAAAGAAGACAAUGGGGCUACAACAGAAGUAGUACAGAAACUAACAUUUGUGUCGAGUAGUAGUGGCACAGUAACACAAGCUGACAUCAGUAGGAAGGAGACCAUUUUAUUUGAGCACGAAGGUGGUGAGCGAGGAACCACAGUGAAUUACCAGUCAGCCUUGUCUAAACUCAGCGAGCUGUGUACCUCCACGCAGACAGACAUCCGUCCAGACACGCCCAGGGCAUUCUCUGAGCUAGUGUACGAGCUCAAAAAGCUUGACUCCUCCUCUCUUAACUCGGUGUUCCGACAAGUCAGUGACCCAACCUUCUGUCCUGACAACGCCGAGCGUGUCAAGAAGUUUUACCUGGAUGCCAUCCCAAUGGUAGGCACGGGAGCUGCAGUCAGUCAGAUCACGGAGAGAAUUAUGAACAACGACAUCUCAGCAAGUUUUGUAGAAAUGUGGCUAGCAUCUCUUUCGUUUGUCCAACAUCCAACUAAGGAAAUGCUUGCAGAAGUCAUGAGACUACUGGACAUGCCUAAUGGUGACAAGGUGAUCCUGCCCGUGUCUGCCCUGGUCCACAGCUACUGCAGAGACAACCCACAGUGUGGUGACGACAUGGAGGUGGAUGACAUCAUGAUCUGGUUGGAAAACAAAAUAGGUCGUAACUGUCAAUACACUGACAAUACUUACAUGCAGGUAUUGCUGUCCCUCAGAGCUGUGGGUAACGUUGGCCUGUCUCGGUCAAUCAUCCCCAAUCUCAACCAAUGUUCUGAGUCCGUCCAAGCUACGAUGGAGAUGAGGCUGGCAGCUGUGGAGGCGUUCAGAAGAUUCCCAUGCAGUACAGAUAGGAGUGGACUUAUGGCACUUUACAAGGACCGCAGUGAAGAUUCAGAGAUCAGGAUUGCAGCCUACCUUGAGGUGAUGAAGUGUGCCAGCUCAGAGGUCAUCUCUGAGGUCAAGGAGGUUCUUGCCUCUGAGGAAGUAAACCAGGUUGGCAGCUUUGUCUGGACACAUCUUACCAACCUGAUGGAAACAUCUGAUCCUACCAAACAAGACAUUCGGGCCAUCUUGGAAGACGAGGUGCUGCAAAAAGAGUUUGACAUGGACAGAAGGAAAUUCUCACGUAACUACGAAGCGUCUUAUUUCUCCGAGAGAUUCAACAUGGGUGGAUCAAUGGAGAGCAAUCUUAUCUGGUCACCCAAAUCCUUUGUUCCACGAUCAUUGAUGGCAAAUUUAACAGUGGACCUGUUUGGCCACUCCUACAACUUGCUAGAGGUUGGAGGCAGGGCUGAAGGUCUGGAACAUCUUCUGGAAGCCUACUUUGGUCCAUCUGGUCAUCUUCGUAAAAACAAAGCACCGUCUCCUGCCCCUGAAAUGCCAACUAACAAAGCAUUAAACAUGAACAAGCUUAACAGAAUGGGCAACACUUUGGACUCUGAUGAAGAACUCCAGGGUUCCAUGUACAUGCGUGUGUUUGGAAAUGAAGUGAAAUAUCUGAACCUAAACAAGAUGCAGGAUUCUGAUAGCAGCUUGAACAACUUUAAUUUUGACGCCUUUUUUGCCAAGCUGAUUCGUGACGGGUCCGUGUCCUACACAUACAGUAACAUGUUCCUAGACAGUUCUAUCAUCGUACCUACAAUGAUUGGUUUCCCCCUCAACCUAACGGUCAACGGCACGCUGACCACCGGUCUGAAAGGCACAGGACAGAUUGACCUGCGCAGGCCAAAGUCCCUCAUGUUGAUCAAUGGAAACUUGGAGCCAAGUGGAGCUGUUGCCAUCUCUGCAAUGAUGAGUGUAGAUGCCUUUAUCACCAAGGGUGGAAUGAAGAUGGUUUCCACCCUACACACAAGUACUUCCAUCAGAGGAAAACUGGAGCUCGCCAACAACAAAGACUUCACUUUGGAGCUGGAUUUCCCUCGCAAGAAGUCUGAGGUUAUCAACAUGGAGUCGUCAUUCUUCAUGGUGCAGGGUGACCAAGAGAAAGUGCAAAACAUGUUAGACAGCAAUGUUGUCAAAACCACAUUUUGUACUGGAAACACACUGGCCCGUGUGUCGGGCCUGAACACCUGUGUCCGGGCAAAAUUCCCAAACAUCUCCGACGAUGCCCCACUCUUUCCAUUCACUGGACCAGUCUCUGUCAAUGUAGAGACGACAAAUGAGGACCUUCCCAAUGGAUACAAGUUUCAGCUGAAGAGAACUUCUACUGAUGAGCAAACAAUGCUUAUGGUCUCGUAUGAUACACCGGGGUCUGUCAGGGACCGAGCUGUUGGCUUUAACAUUGACAUCAGACAUGUUGAUAGGACAAUGGAAAUGAACCUAGUGUCGCCAUGGAAGAAGGCUACAUUUACAGGUAACCUUGUGUACACGGAACCUUUGAAGAAAAUUGAAGGCGACUUGGUUGUGGAUACCACCAGGACAUAUGGUGCUGUCUUUGAACUUCAGCGACAGGAGAAGAAGAAAGUAAUUAAUUACACACCACGCAUUGUCAUCACAAUUCCAGGCAGAGAUGGCUUCAGCUUGACAGGAUCAGCAGUAUACGUGAAGCAGGCAUCCUUAACAGGAAAUGUGGUGUUAACAGGGGUUCACGCAGAACCCAUCCAUAUGAAUGGUGUCCUCGUCAGCACAGGGAGGCGUAAGAAGGUGGAAUGGAAUGUCCUAUUUGGAGACACCAAGACAUUUGCCGCACUCAUAGACGUACCCUUCACAGCAGUUGGAAACUCGGUAAAGCUUAGUCCAGUCAUAUUGGCCACAAUUCCCGGUCACAACGAGUACAACAGCACAGGAACUAUGGAAUACCGCAAGAACAAACUGAUGAAGGCAGACAUUACUGUAAACGGCUUCACAGAGGAUCCAGUCAUGUUUAACUCCAUUGUUAAAUUCUCAACUUCUGAAAAGGGUGUUAAAGUGAAAUUCAGUUAUGAGAGGAACAAGAACUAUGAGGGAGAGGCAAGGCUGAUGGUUAAACAAAUGAAAGCUAAAUCAACUCAAUACCUUGGACAAUUAACGCUGAAAACUCCAACCAAGUUCCUGGCACAGAUCAAGUCCCGACUGGUCCACAAAGUUGAUGCUUCAGCUAAAUUUGACAUUGUUGUGGAUAAAAUUCUGAAGGUUCCCAUCAAAAUAAAAGGUUUGGUUACAAAAACAACAAAGAAGCAGAUAAGAACAUUUUACAGAGUAUCGGUACGAUACACUGGUCCUAAGAAAAGUGACGUCAGGCUGAAAUUUGACGUAGACAAACGCCUAAAUGCUGUUUUUAUGAAUAUCAAACUUUCCUAUAACUUCCUGAAGCUGAUACAGGGAGCCAAGGACCAAUUAGACUUCAAUGGAAAAGUUGUCCGCUCGUUGAAGGCGGUGCAGUCAUACGAGCUAGCUACAAAUUUCAAAUCCAGUCGAUUUGGCAUUUACAACAACAAGAUGAACGUUAAGGGAUUGUACCGGCCAGGAAAACUCGCAGAGGCUGUCCUGGUUUUUGACCAUGGCAGGAAUUACCUCAACAAAGACAACAAGAGAAGGGUCUACUUCAACGCACAAACUAGCUAUAAGAUCCGAAACGCAAACAUAGCAGUGGCUUACUCUUUCAGCUGCCGUUAUCCUUGGCAGGCUUGGACCGUCGCCUUAGACGGUAACCAUUACCAUGAUCAAGAGAGUGUCAACUCCAGUAUGGCCAUAACACACAACAGCAAGGAGUUGUUUGAUGGGGCAGUAAUCUACAACGACGACAGCAAUAAAGGAAUUCCGAGCUACGCAGGGGAGAUAGCAAUAAAUGUUAAUGAUCGACCAAUAGCUGUAAAUGCCAGGGUGUCAGAAAUCAGACCUAUGGAAUAUGAGGGUACAAUCAGUGUUCAACAUGAAAAGAAAAAGGUGACAACUCUGUCUACCAUCUACAGGGCUCAGAGUCAGAGGGAAAAUUCCUACGAGGUGACAUCAACGUUGGAACUGUAUGAUGGAAAGCGGAUGGAGGUGUCAGCCAUCUACACCAACCCCUCUGACACGUCUCAUAGACUCAACACUGGUGUUCAAUGGUAUGACGGUACAUCCUUCACCAGCCAGGGGGCACUCAAUCUGGACAAAGAAAGUCCACUGGCUAGUCUGGCUUUUGCAUUUGGAUCCAACAACUAUGCCUUGUCUCUGAGCGGCGAGAACAAGCCGGGAUACAGACGUGUAGCCAGUGACGUUCAGUACCCAAGUAGGCACAUCGUCGUAGAGUUGGGAGCCGGCAUGAAGCAAAACAAAUAUAUGGUGCUUGGGGAUGUCCAGUGGGAUGCAGACAGCCAUGCUGAUAGUAGGGUCAAGGUUGAAGGAUCAUACAGAAAUGAAGGGGUGCAGAACUUUGAAACUGGUGUUCUAGUUCAGGUACCUGAUCAUCUAUAUUCUGCAUUCAUCCGUCAUUUGAGUACCACCAAAUACAACACCGCUAUAGAAUUUGCAUGGGCCCCAAAGAAAAAGAUUGGAGUAGAAAUUGAGUUUGAGGAUGGUAUUCGUAAAUACCGUAGAGAUAUCACAGCUAUGGCUGGAUUUACAACUCCAUUCGAAAAAUUUGAAGAGAUGAAGACCACAUGGUCUUACAACACAAACAAGAGACAAAUUUCCUCAUCGCUUGCCUUUAAAUACGCAAGAGACAAAACUCUGUCGCUAUCAGUCACUGCAAAGAAGCCAGUCACCAUUAACUCUGUAAACAUCAAGUUAAUCCUUGGAACUGCUCUUCCAAGAAUUGGUGAAGCUUCUCUGACCGUCUCCCACUUACUGUCUCAGGACAUGACCCAUCACACAGCUGAGAGUACAUUGGAGUGGGGAUCUGGACGCCGGGCAUACCUGGAAACAUCAUCUGACUACUCAUCAACUAGGAAAACAAGAUCCUAUAUUGGUAACUUUGGAUUUGUCUCCAACAUCCCGACAUGGGAGCUGGUCACACUUAACAUCACACAUAUGGAUGACUUCAGACAGUUUGACUCUAAGGCUGUCUAUAACAGGAACAAUGAAAUCUAUCACUACCACAUGAUUCAUGAUUUCACGAUCAGAGGUAGCCAGAUUCAGAACUCUGGUACUUUCAACAUAACAUCUCCAAAGGAUAGUCUGCAUUUCGUCUGGUCUCAUGAAAACACAGAUCGAAAUAUCGACAGCAGUGCUACAAUCUCCUGGAACAAUGGCCAGCGGUUCUCCACAUCUUUGUAUGGAGAUAUUCAGUACUCCCCUACAAUGAGGAUUACAGGACGCUUUGAUGCUGAAAUACCCUCAACACAAAUCAACCGUAUAAGAGCUAGGUUUGAACAUGCUGAUCGUCCAGGGAAGAUUAAUACAAGUGGUCACAUUCAUGCUGAUGGAGAGAACAUCAUUACGGCGCAAGCCAACUAUGUCCGCCAACUGGGCAGUGUUGAUUAUGAUAUGCAGGCUACAAGUGUGUACAUGUCACAUGAUUUUACCACCACUUUAAGGACCAGACAUGCAGUAAUGCCAUACACAGGACAGCUGGAAGUUGAAUGGGCUCCACAACAGACAAUUAACAUGGAAGGAAGCAUGAAUUUAAUCCCUGAUCUAAAGAAAUUUGAUGGCACUAUGACCUUGACCUCACCUUUCAAAUAUGCAAGACGUAUUGUUUUUGGAGCAUCUCACAAGUUGGAGGGCUUAGAGUGGGUAGCUGCCACUGAUGUUGAAUUUGCACCCCAGAGGAGCUUUACAUCUGAAGUGAGAUAUCGCAUGGAUGAACUUAUCAAGUUGGGUCGGUUUACUCUGACCACACCUCUUAGAGAGUUUUCAAGGGUAGACACUGGGGUACAGUUUAGUGGACAUCCCAUGGACUUUGCUGCUGUUGGAAAUCUUGAAGUCGCACCAUGGGUACCAAGACAUGAACUUGCUGUCAAUUGGCUGAUGAACAAGGAACAACUUAAGGGAGGCUUUGAUUUCAAAACCCCUGCAUACAGCUAUGCAAAUGCCCAAGUGACCAGUGGUCAGGUAGGAACGUCUAGGUCCAGUAAUAUGGCGUUUGAGUUCAUGGAUAUGAAGAGAAUGCAACCUCAGAGGAUGAAUCUGGUGUCGGAUUACACAGUGCAGGAUAAUGUCAUUGAUGGAACCAUCCAAUUUGUCUGUCCCUACACCCAACCUAUAAACAUUCAAUACACACAGACAGGAAACUUCCAUGACUUCAACCAGAGGUCUACCAUUAGGUACAGCGGAAGUAAACAAAUUGUUUCUAACUUGGAAUUUGGGGACACUCCUAACAUUUUUGGAAAGCUCACCUUGAAUACGCCAUACAGAGGAACAGAAAAUGUUGCAGUAGGGUUUGUCUAUGAUGGAACUGAAUGGCGUAAUUUUAAGACAAAGGCUGUCUAUGGAACGAAUGACAAGAAGAUUGAAGUGGAAGCCCGUCUAAAUGUUUUGGAUGCCCUCAGUGGAAAGGUUGCCAUCAAGAGUCCAUUCCCAGCUAUACAGAUAGCACAAGUAGCUUUCAGUCAUGAUUUCAACGGUGUUACACUUACUACCCAUGGAGACAUGAUCUACAAUGAAUAUGUUGUAGAAGGGGACUCAUCUCUUCGUCACGAUUCCACUGUUACCAUAGGAUCAUUUACUUUUAGGUCGCCCAUACCUCGUGCAGAAGAGCUCAGAUUUACCUUCAGCAAAGAUGGAACUCCAAAUAAAUUCAUGGUUCAUGGAGAGGCAUUUAGAAAUACGGAUCAAGUGGAAGUUGAUGUUAACUUUGAACAUAAUGAUAGGAGCACUUCUGGUACCAUUUCAGGCAGAACAAACUUAAACAAUAUUAAAGAUGUGACUGUGACAUUCAGUAGAGAAGGUGACCUGAGCGACUUCACUGUAGAAAACUCAAUGAGAUAUGGGGAGCACAAGGUGGAUUCCUUGGUAGGAUUCUCCCACAAUGAACAUGUAACAGCUGGAAGGAUGGUGAGCCGAGGCCUUAUUGAUAUGUUUAUAAGUGGUGAUGCUGAGGAAGCCACUGUGUCCUUUACAAGGAGAGGAUCGUUGUUGAAUUUCCAGAAUCAGGGAAUGGUGAUGAUUGGCCAAAGAAAGUAUGAAAGUCAAGUAACAUUAGCCCACAACCAAGAAGAAUCAUCAUUCAAAUGGAUCAUUCCCGUCCCUGUUGGAGACAGUAUUGAAGUAGCAACUUUGACAUUCAGUAGGGAAGGUCAACUCACUGAUAUGACAGUUCAAGGAAAGGUAGAAUAUGAUCAAAAGGAGGUGGCAGUGAGGUCAAGCUUUGCCCUGACGGAAGAUAAUGUAAACGGCAGAUUUAACCUGGAAAGCAGUUUCCCUGAUGUGAAACCCAUGAGGUUGACUUUCUCCAAGGAAGGUUCCCUUCCAUCAAAUUUUAGGACACAGGCUCUAUGUAUGUAUGAUCAGCAGACAAUAGAAUCUGAGGCUGCACUGUCGUUGGAUGCUACGUCUAUGACCAGCAAAUUUCUGUUAACCAGCAAUGCUCCAGGAAUCAAGGACAUCACAUUGACAUUGACAAGGCAGGGUACACUUGUAGAUGGCUUCCAGUCGGAAGUUAUUGUGUUAAUUGGGCAGGACAGCAUUGGAUCCAAACUGGAAUUCUCUCACUCUGAAUCAAGCACUACAGGAAAAUUUGAGGUAACCGGCAACAUUGCACCAAUUACAAUGUUAUCCUUCUCGAGAGAGGGAGAUUUGAUGGAUUUACAUUUGCAAACUAUGGGAAUGUAUCAGCAACAAAGUCUGCAGUCUGAUUUGAUUUUCCAACAUGGAGAUUCUGAAACAACAGGAUCAGUUAGCAUGACCAAUACAUUCUUACAGAGAAAAUCCAUGAAAGUUGUUUUUUACAAAACAGGAGGUUUAGAAAACUUGAAAGUUGGUGGACAACUGCUGUGUGAUGAUGAUAGCUUCGCUGCAACCCUUGGACUUUCCCAUGAUGAGACAACCACAACCGGUUUGUUGAAUACCACAUGUACAUUGGAGCAAGUGAAGGACCUGAGGGUUUCCUUCACCAGAGCAAGUAGUCGCCGAGUUGAGUCUAUUACAGGAGAAGCCACAUAUGGAACAUACUCCUAUACUGCAAAGUUGGAUAAGAAAACAACAGGAAAUGAUGUUGUCGUGACAGGAGCUAUUACCAACCCACACACAGAAGACAUCGCCUUCACCAUGGAUUACAAUAGCCGCAGAAAGGGAUUCACCUCUACGAUCACUGGAAACAUGGGGGCUGACAGCAGUGUCAGAUCCACAGCAGAGUUCACCCAUAAGGGCAACAUACUUACAUUUGUUGGGAACAACAUUGUCAUAAACAAAGGUGAAAAUUAUCUGACGGACAAAUAUACACUGAAUCAUAAAGGAGACCCCACAGAUUUCAAAACUAAUGCUGUCUAUGUUUAUAACGGUAAGACAUCUGAGGCAACUCUAACUGUGACGGCACCUUCCGUGGACAGUGCAUCUUUGAAAUUAGCUGCUACAUCAGAAAUACCAAUUAAAGGUUACAACGACUUACUAUUAACAUUUGGAAACACCAAGAGUGAGUCAACCCACAGAAGCACCCUUGACAUAAUCUAUGGCAGUGAGACCAUAUCUGUAACGUCUGCUGUCGACAUUGAAUCUGCUCAGAAAACAAUAAAUAUCGGGUUUACUUCCCCAUAUCAAGAUGCAGAAUCAGGAAGUUUAGAGGUUACCCACCAAGGAGAAAGCAUCAGUAACUUUCAAACCAUUGUUAUCCUUACUUCAUCAGGUUUGACGACACCAGUGCGGGCUGAAGUGAUGGUUAACUACAACGCAUUAAUGAAUAUUGAAGCCUCGACUAAGUUCAGUUAUGGGCCCAUGAAUAGGCAGGCAGACUUUAGGCUCCAGCAACAGGAUAUGGAGCUUACCAUUCGAGUCAAUCUCCAGUCUCGAGAAAAGACCCUCACCUUUGAAGCCAGCGGAAACCUUCAAGGUUUCGGAAAGCCACAUACAGAAACUGAUCAUGAGAAAAACAUGGAGCUUAAAGCAAAACUGUUAACUCCUUUUGAGGCUAUCCGAAAUGCUGAAUUCCAGUAUACUACUGCUCAAUUACUACACGAGGACAAAUCUAUGACAGAGAACAUUUUGGUGAAACACAACGAUUUAAUUUACUAUAAAAAAGAUGUAGCAACAGAAAUUCAGAAUGGCAUGGUGAAUACUUCUGGCUCAGAAUUCAGUGAUGCAUUGGGAUGGGGUUAUAAUUACAAACUGCUGUUCAAUAUUCCAUUAACAUCGCUUAAUUUUGAAAUGACAGCUAGUAAUGAUUUAACAUCACCAAACAGUAGCUAUCAGAUAUUGGGCAAUGCUGUCGUACAGAGGACUGGCGACACCCUGGAGUCUGUAGAGGCUGAACUACAGGGUAUCCACUUGUCCCGCACAGUUGCAGCAAGAGGAGGCUGGACCAAGAAGUUCCCUGUAUUGCCAAACCAAAUGGAGAUCAGCUGGGAUGAAAACAAGGGACAAAAAGCUGGAUAUAAUAUCAAGUGGGGAAAAGUCAACCGACUUGUCAAGGUAAUGUCACCGGUGAGGUCGGUGGAGCUGAGAGGCAGACUUGUCGAGAAACAACCAACUAAAGUGCGAGAGUAUCAAUUAUUCUGGGAUGCAGACAAGGACAGAUCCCAACAAGUCAGUGUAAGGUUGGAGACAGCACCAGACCAAAGGAGAACUGUCAGACUAGGACUCAACAUCCCUACAACUAAUGGCAUCAAGGAGUUUUCUGUGGUCAGUGAAUAUACCAGACAAGACAGCGGUCACUAUGACAGUAGAACAGAGUUAUCUUACUCCACGGACCCCUCCAAGACCAUUGUGCUGACCUCGAGUUAUGAUGACCUGUCUCAAGGAGAAAACAAAAACUGCAGCUUGACCAUUGGUCUAAGUCAUGCCCACUCUUACAUGGAUGUGUCAGCUACUGGUCACAUCGCAUCUGGUCCCCAAAAGGGGUCAGCUGGUAUAAGUCUGUCAGCCACUACUGCCCAGAGACAAACAAAGAACCUCUUCCUCAUGAGCGAAAUUGACAUGCUGCGCAAACAGAUGAGCAUUGUGGCGAUUGGUCCUUCCAAGUCUGUGGGACUGACCGGAGAAUUCAGUGACUCACCAUACAGUCUGACUAUCCGUAGCACACAUGAUGCAGAAAACUUGAUCGAUGCUGAAUUAUCCUAUGAUCAGCAGAACAAAGUCAUGAAUAUGCAGAUGAAAUAUGAUGCAGAACACCCCAACAAUGUGCUGCAUCUGAAGACCCAGUAUCCAAACAACUUGGACUUCACUGUGGAGGUGUAUCGUACCGGUGACUCCCCAAGGCAGUCCGACUCCCUUAUCAACCUACACCUUAAAAGCUCACGUCUGCUCCACACCAAAUUGCAGUGGAGGCCAGAAAUGGUGUCGGAUCUCAUGGGCUACACUGCUGACUCCCUUCAGAAGUAUGGAAAUGAGAUGAACACAAUGCUUUCUGAGACGUCCCAACAGUUGGGAGAUGAACUGGAAGACCGAUACAACUCUCUCAGCAAUGAGAUUGCAGUCGAACUGGAACCUGUAGCUCAACAGUAUGCUGAAGAGAUUGAGGGGAUACUUGUAGAAUUGCGCAAGAUCAAGCAGAAAUUGAACCAGAUGUACAUAAACAAUGAUCUUUAUCUCCGGGACAUGAACGAAAAAUUGGAAGGCAGUAUUAGUAAUUAUCUAGCUCAAUACAACCUGGCAGUUUCCUCCUUUGGUGGAACUGUGAGAACCACGAGACAGAGAAUAGCAGAAAUCACCAACGAAAUCCAGACAUUCCCCUUUGAGGAAAAGUACAAUGAAAAAGUCAACGAGAUGAUUGCUAGUUUGGAGGAGUACAGAAUGCAACUUGUAAACACGCUCAACAGUAAGCAGGAAGUCAUGGUGGCCAGGGUGACCGAGGCUCUCGAACAGUUGAGGAGAUAUCUGAUCAGAUUAACAGAUGAGUUCAGCCGGACAAUCUCGCAGACACUGGAUGAGAUGUCUCAACACCCUGAUGUGCAGAAAGCCAAGGGUCAACUGGAACAGAUUUUGACAUACAUUCCUGACUCACCCGACCUUCCAGACAUUGACUAUCAGGCAUAUGUGACCAAAGUUCGUAAGGUGAUCAAGUCAAAUCUCCGCAGCAUCAAAGUGGCCGAGCAAUAUGGCAACCUGGUUCAGGGGACCCAGAAUGCCAUCACUGGCGUCAGUGACCAGAUCAACGAGUUCCUGCAGGAUAAGGAUAUAACAAUGCUCAAACGCCUGAUGGAAGAACUUUACACCCAGCUCCCAUCUGUUGCUGAGAAUUGGCCUCUGGCAAUCAACAUUCGUGAAAUUGCCGACGACUUUUAUGACUCAAGCCGCGAAUUCAUCACUGAGGAUAUUGGAAAGCUGAAAUUCCUCAACUGGCAUAAGAACCGCUUCAUUGUUUUUGAUCCUGAGAAUGGACAUAUAGAAUUUGAAGUGUACCUACCAUCACCGACUGCUGCCCUAGACAGAAUUCCAAGAUUCAACGUCAAGAAAUAUGUUGUUCGUUUCAACAGAGCUUGGGAGAAAUAUGUGGUUCAGCUGCGUGACUUGUCGUUUUGGGAUGUCUACUACAAGUACAUGCCAUCCUAUAACCCCAGAGAUUGGAUACCACCAUUCAAAGCAUACGCAAUGAUUGCUGGAAAUCGUCAUUACAUAACCUUCGACAACAAGAAAUAUGACUUUGCUGGAAUGUGCAGUUAUGUUCUGGCACAUGAUUUCCAUGACAAAAACUUCACUGUGGUUGUCAAUUUCAACCGCAACAGACAAACACCUGCAAUCCGUUCACUGUCAGUGAUGGCUGGAGGGAAGACUGUAGAAAUAUUCAACACUGGCAUCCAUGUUGAUGGUCGACCUUCUGAGCUGCCAUUCAUCCAUGAAGAGUUGUCUGUGGAGCGCGACGGAAACCAUGUGAAGCUGGAUACCGGCAGAGGCCUAGAAAUCAUAGGUGAUGUGGAACACGAGCACUUUGUUGUGGGCAUCAGUGGAUGGUACUUUGGUAAGGUGGCAGGUCUGCUGGGUACCUAUGACAACGAACACUUUGAUGAUAUGUUGGAGAGUGACGGUACCAUCACGGACGAUGUUGAUGCUUUCAGCCAAUCAUGGCAGGUCAACAAACGGUGUCGAGUGCCUGGCAACAUCAUUGAUCAGGAAACAUUUGACGAACAAUCCACAGGAUACAGUAAAUGUGCUGCUCUCUUCAAGGAAUCCAGUUCUCCUCUGCGACCUUGCUUCAAACAGGUUGUCACAGAGUAUUACAUGCACAUGUGUCUGUCCGGUGUCCAGAGAGGCGAGCUGGUGUGUGAUGUAGCAUCACUGUACGUGAAGGCCUGUCAAACACGAGGUGUCAGAAUGUGGCUACCACAACAGUGCAUCCAGUGCGAGACCCCAACCUCCGAUCAAUACCAUGCAGGGGAGACAAUCAAAAUGUACCCAGCCAGUGACGACUACCAGGUUCCUCAGUCAGCAGAUAUUGUCUUCGUUGUGGAAAGUCGGCAGUGUAAUAGUGAAGCCACACAAAACCUUGGCAGCCUUGUGUACAAGAUUGAACAGGGCCUUACCCAAUCAGGAAUUGCUGGAAAUAGAUAUGGGUUGAUCAGCUACGGUCAGAGGGGAGCCAGCAGUCACACAAUCGAGGGUGUGUUCUUUAACGAUGCCACCAAAUUCACCAAGGGCAUUGAGACAUUGACAAACAACAACGAAUCAGCCGACUCUCAUGAGGCUAUCCUGACUGCCACCAACUACCCAUUCAGGACGGGCGUGUCCAAGACCAUUGUCCUGGUACAGUGUGAUGAAUGUCCAGAGGUCAGCUCCGCUGCACAUGACCACCUACAGCACAUCCUCCGCACAAGGGACAUAACUCUACACAUCCUACGUGACCAGGAAUUUAGAUUAGACAACAACCGUAUUCCUAAACACAAGAUCCUUGGAGUGGACAACUCCAUGAAAUAUAUGCUGGACCAGAGCCAUGCUGAUCUAUAUGAUGACAUGGCCCUCCCCUCCGACAGCUGCUCAACUCUCUCCCUGGACUCCAACGGCACAAUCUUUGAUUCCACCGGAUUUGUCGGUCGACGGCUGAAGGACAGGAGGAGAUUUUCGGAGAUCAUUGUUGACCGUGUCGCAGCCACUGCUGUGCCUCACGAGUGUCAAGUGUGCCGAUGUGUGUCAGACCACACUGGGGCUGCCAUGUCUGUCUGCAGGAAGUGCUCCAACAGCUUUUUUGAUUAUCUGCCUCCGAUGUGGAGCAACCUUAAACACCCUCAAACUCUCAGGGAUGAAUUUGAGGAACAGUUAAAGGACUACCUAGGAGAUGGUAUGAGUGUUUUCUCCAGAUAGAUAGUCCUUUCAUCAAUCAUGUCUUUCACUUCUCAUCAUCAGAAAUUCCACCGAGUUGUUUCACCAACUCAAGCUAAUGCCAGUAUCAAUGCAUCAUCCGAGUGAUUUCCAUGUGCAUCACAUUCUUAUUUUUUCUUUUUUAAAGUUCUAAUUUUAUACCGUUAUUAUUAUAAGUGAUUUCUUAUGCAAGUAAUAUUAUAUAAAGUACUAAUGAUAUGUUAAUGUUGCAUCACAUUACAAUUUGUUUUGUACAAUGUAUUAUCCACGUUUGCCAAAAAAUGCUAUAUGCGAUGGUGACAUUACAACUUUCAUAUAAGUUUUAACACAGAGAAUUAUCAGAGUCAACUUGAUUUCAUUGUUGUAAUAAGUAUGUGUAAAGAAUAUUAUCAACUUGCUUUUGGAGGACUUUAUAUCUAAAGACCUUGAGAAAUAUCUUAAUUGUUUGUGAAAUGUACAACUUCAGUCUUUUUUUUAUCAAUUUCGAGUCCUUCUUUAACACUUUUCACAUAAGAAGAACGGAUAGAAAAGGACAUAAUGUACCCAAGGCGGACAUUUCCUUGAUAUAUAAAUGUCUUUAUUUGCUAACAUAAUUACUCAGCCAAGUUGACCAAACAUGAAAUCCAUGACUUGUUAUCAAACUCUGUAAAGUCAGUUCAUAAUGAUUGUAUCAAUUCAAGAAUAAAAUAUUGUAAAUA